Betta splendens (Siamese fighting fish) is the source of this 5410-nucleotide messenger RNA. It is a transcript of the gene brpf3a, whose product is annotated as bromodomain and PHD finger containing, 3a. Gene Ontology annotation, biological process: regulation of transcription by RNA polymerase II. Lineage: Eukaryota; Metazoa; Chordata; Actinopteri; Anabantiformes; Osphronemidae. The transcript has 13 exons. The record is from RefSeq and is a predicted model, not a curated record. Gene Ontology annotation, molecular function: protein binding. The coding region runs from base 342 to 4028 and encodes 1228 amino acids. Gene Ontology annotation, cellular component: MOZ/MORF histone acetyltransferase complex.
UCAAGCCAUCUUGACUGAAUAUUUAGCCUCUUCCAAGGUACAUUAAUUUGAUAUCUUCGAUAUUCUGCUGCCUACUAAUUGAUAACUGCCAUCGUUUGAAAGGUCGGGACCGUGACAAUGAGACCGGGUCGAGUUUGUGUGUUUGACCGGAGUCAGGGAGGAGAAAUGAAGUGCUGAAGAUGACGCUGUCGCUCCUGAAAUUACCGGCUAUCUAAGCUAACAGCUAGCAUGUCCGCCUCGGUUGUAGUCUGUCACUAGCUGACAUUUAGCCAGGUGCAGUUAUUCUGUUUGCCACUCGCACUGCAGAGGCCGGAUUUAAAGGGGAGUGGGUGUAAACUCACAUGCGGAAGGUGUGGAGGAGGGAAUGUGAAACAGUUGCUAACAGACUCAACAUGGGUAGGGGUCGAGGGCGAGGGAGAGGAAGGGGCAGGGGCACAUCUGGCCAGUUGCGGCCCCCCUCGCCCUACAGACUGCAGCUCUCUCCAUCCAGGGAGACCUUGACCUACGCUCAGGCACAGAAAAUAGUAGAAGUGGACCUAGAUGGAAGGCUGCAUCGGAUUAACAUCACAGAUCCACUGCCAGUUAUAACUGAGGACGAGAUGAUGGCCCAGGACAUUGCUGAGUGCAAUAGCAAUAAAGAAAACAGUGAGCAAACACAAAGUAAAACCAGAUCUUGGAGGAAACCCCCUGGAAGUAAAAACAGGAGGAGUGUUAAAAAUGCCUCGCACCAAAACCAGCGAACUGGUUCCCACCAGCACACAGGAGCUACCAAUUCUUUCCAGCACCUGCCCUUCGAAGCAUCUCUGCCGGAGCCUACUUUUCGCACGUUGAAUUCAGUUUGCCCUUCAGAGGCACCCCCUCUCCCAACAGCCUACUAUCGCUACAUAGAAAUGUCAGGGGAGGAACAGGACAGCGUGGCAGAGUAUGACAUGGAUGAGGAGGACCUGGCCUGGCUGGAGAUGGUCAAUCAAAAGAGGGUGUCUGACGGUCACGCCUCGGUGGCUCCGGACACCUUUGAGUUGCUCAUAGACCGUCUAGAGAGGGAGUCCAUCCUAGAAUCCCGUAGCCAGGCUCUGUCUCAGAGUGCCGUCGAUGAGGAUGCCUUUUGCUGUGUCUGUUUGGAUGAUGAAUGUCUAAACAGUAAUGUCAUCCUGUUUUGUGACAUCUGCAACCUAGCUGUCCACCAGGAGUGUUAUGGCGUGCCCUACGUACCCGAGGGCCAGUGGCUGUGCCGCUGCUGCCUGCAGUCCCCUUCCCGUCCUGUAGACUGUGUGCUCUGUCCCAACCGAGGAGGUGCCUUCAAACAGACAAGUGAUGGACGCUGGGCCCACGUUGUCUGUGCCAUAUGGAUCCCAGAGGUAUGCUUUGCCAACACCGUGUUUUUAGAGCCUGUUGAGGGGGUCAAAAACAUCCCUCCAGCUCGAUGGAAACUCACAUGUUACCUGUGCAAGCAGAAGGGCAGGGGGGCGUCCAUCCAGUGCCACAAAGCCAACUGUUACAGGGCCUUUCAUGUCACUUGUGCUCAGAAGGCUGGCCUGUUUAUGAAGAUAGACCCAGUCCGGGAAACUGGUGUCAAUGGUACCACUUUCUCUGUGAAGAAGACGGCCUUCUGUGAGCAUCACUCUCCUGUAGGAUCUCGCCGUGAUGGAUCGGGAGACGAGUCAGUUGAAGGAAGAAUGGUGGGAGGCAGAGGGAGCCGAGGUCAAAGGUCAUAUACGCAAUCCUCCCCCUCACCGCCAAACAAGAAGACCUCCAAGGGUCAGAAAAAGAAGAAUACAAAAGGAUCAGGUGGAUCGACGCGUCGCUCAAAUGUGCCUGUGCUGCUUGUGCCUCAGAUCCCAUCUCACAGGCUGAACAAGAUCUGCACAGGAGUUGAAGUCCAGAGGAAGAAUCAAUUCAUGCAGAGGCUUCAUAACUACUGGUUACUGAAACGGCAGUCAAGAAAUGGGAUGCCUUUAAUACGCCGGCUUCAUUCCCAUCUUCAAGCCCACAGGACUGCAGAGCAGAAGGAGCCUGAUGAGAAGCUGUGUGCUGCGAGAGAGGAGCUUCGGUACUGGCAAAAACUGAGGCAGGACCUGGAAAGAGCCAGACUUUUGGUAGAGCUCAUCCGCAAGAGAGAGCGACUAAAGAGAGAACAGAUGAAAAUUCAGCAGGCAGCGCUCGAGUUGAAGUUGACCCCUGCAUUGGUGCUCUUGCGUUCCACCUUGGAGCAACUACAAGAGAAAGACACUUCUAAAAUCUUCACCCAGCCCGUUAAUCUGUCAGAGGUCCCUGAUUACCUGGAGUUCGUUUCACAACCCAUGGACUUCUCCACCAUGCGAACCAAACUGGAGGGACAUGCCUAUUGCUCCGUUGUUGACUUGGAGAAGGACUUUGACCUCAUGAUCUCCAACUGUCUCAAGUACAACUCUAAGGACACCAUGUUUCACAAGGCAGCUCUACAGUUGCAGGAGGUGGGAGGAGCCAUUCUCCGUCAUGCUCAUAGGCAAUCUCAGAGCAUUGGCCUGGACCCCAAUACUGGCAUGCAUCUCUCAGAGGCUCCCAACAAACAUGGAUUUUACCACUGUUCAUGGGAUGAUGUCGACUCUCUGCUGGAUCCAGAGAACAGACUGCACCUAAACACAGAUGAGCAACUUAAGGCUUUACUGGAUAAACUAGACAUGGUUACAUCCAUGCGUACCAGUGGUGGCCGAACCAAACGCAUAAGACUGCUGCGCCGUGAGAUUAACACUCUGAGACAGAAGAUGAACCAGCAGCAGCAAAACAGUCUUUCUGUGAAUGGUAACGAAGAUGAAAGAAAAGACAAGGAGGAAGAGGAAGAGGAGGAAAAGAAAACUGACAAGACAAGUGUUGUGGAUAAUGGAUGUUUGACAGGGUCCAACACUGGGACAGACGACUCCCCACCUAUACUAGAACUUACUUGCCCAGUAUCCUCACCGCUGCCAGGAGAUGCUCCUCUCGAGCCCCCUGUACUGGGCAUCAUAACUGGAGGACGAAGGUCACCCGGGCGCUCAUACAAGCGUCAGCGGUCGUCCCGCAGUGGGAGCAAAAACCAAGGAGAAGAGGAGGCUGAAGUGGGUGAGACGCCGUCUUCUCAACCAGAGGCUGUUCAUGAAGUUACACCACUGGGUACUCCUCCGAAUCUGCCUUUGGUUGGAGUUGGUCGGCGUACGUCUGUACUGUUUAAGAAAGCCAAAAAUGGGGCACGUAUGGCAAAAAACAAAUCUUCACCACAACAGAAUGGAAAAAUGACUGAGGAUAAAACCAAUGGCUUGGACAGCAACUCUACCGACCUGAAUUCGCCCAGUGUAACAAACAUCAUCUUACCUCCCACUCCAAAUGCCUCACCAACACCUCCUUCUCCUUCCUCACACCACCUGAGGUCCAGAGGCCUCAGCUUAGAAAGUGAAGCAGACAAGCAGCUUCCACCACCCAGAGAAGCAGGUUUGACAAAUGGGAAGCUCAUCUCUCCUGAGGAGGAUGAUGACCAAAAGCUGAAUAACUGCAGCGUCUCCCCACCCAAACGUAGCCGUGGGAAACCCGCACUGGUCAAAGUCCCCAGCAGUGAGAAUGGAGAUGUCUCCGGGUCAGGAAAGUCUACACUUCUGUCUUUAGAUACAGAAAGCGUGCUCACACCACUGGACCUUGUUUGGGCCAAAUGCAGAGGAUAUCCAUCAUAUCCAGCAAUGAUUGUUGAUCCAGACAUGCCCCAGGAAGGCCUUCUUCACAAUGGCAUCCCCAUUCCAGUUCCCCCUGUGGAGGUGCUCAAACUAGGCGAGUGGAGACAAACUGAGGAAGGAGAAAAACUCUUCUUAGUGCUUUUUUUUGACACAAAAAGAACUUGGCAAUGGCUCCCUCGUAAUAAACUACUGCCUCUUGGAAUGGAUGAUACCGUCGACAAGCUGCGCUUAAUGGAAGGCAAGAAACCCAGCGUUCGCAAAUCUGUCCACACUGCAUAUGACCGGGCCAUGGUUCACUUAAACCAUGUAAGAGGAAAUCUUAACUUCACUCCCUCCAAUUUUAUAUAGAUUUUAGUAUGAACAUAUUUGCCACUUUAAUUUACGGUGUUCUUCAGCAAAGCUCUUAAAAAGGUGGGAAAGUAAAACCAAGAAUUACAUUCCCAGCUGUUGCGGUAAGGUUUUUUUGCAUAAACGUCCUUUUUUCAUUUUUAAAAUUAAGCAAAGUGCUGAAAGCAUAUAGUAAUUUAUUCUUGUCAUUUUUUUAAAAGGUUUUAAACAACCACUGUUGAUGUGUGUCCAUAUAAAGUUUUUUUUAGGCUGACUUAAGAGAAGUGUAAAUAUUUACUUGUGAAAGGGAUUUUUUGAUUCAAAACACAUUUAGAUUGUAUCUGCCAUUGAAAUGUCACUGUGUUUCAUAAAGUGUGAACGUCUCACCUAAUGUUUACGUCAUUUCUGGACUCUUAAGUAAGUUUGGCUUUGACCGCCUUUGACACCUUUUUUAAAAUUUGAUCAAAUUUGACAAUUUUCUCUAGGCCUUACCUGGUCUACUGUGAUUUAGUUUUAGUUUUUGAGUCUGAAAUCUAGCCUUUUAUUUACCAGAUCUUUUGACACUUAUUUAGUAAUUACAACACAAUAGACACAAUGGACCUAGAAAUGAACUUUGGUCAAAUGGCUGUCAGCGCUACAAUUUACAUGGAUUUGGUCUACCAAUGACUUGUUGGUGUUUUUUUUUACUUAUUUUUCCAUAUUGUGAAACUGUAUCAUGAAUCUAGAAUGUUGCAGCUACUUGGUUAGUUAAGAUGUGAAGCCACUACCGAGGUGAAGCAGAUUUUUUUUGUGUUUAUUUUGACAUAGUCUACUGCGAUCACUCACUGAAGAAGUUGCAAUUGUUUGCAAAUCUGGCUGAAAUGACUUGAAAAGCACAAUUGGCCUGUUGUAGGAUUGGUGUCUCCUGGAGCCAUAUUUGAGGCAAAACCGUGUAUGUGUGUGGGUGUGUGUAUGUAUGAGUGUACAGUAUAUACAUAUAUAUGUAUACAAGCUCAGUGUAGUAAAGGUGCAUGUGUAUAGUUUUGUAAAUAUGUAAAUGGAUGUUUAUAUUCGCUUACAUGAGGUAAUUUAAGGAAUGCAGAAAUCAAAUUUAGAUUUUAAUUUAUAAUUUGUGAAAGUUAAGAGUGGUAUUUAAAAAGUAAACUAUUGAAAAGAUUUAUGUAUGAUGCUAAGUAGCUCUUUGUAAUAGUGAUGGUAUUCACCAACAUGUCAGAACAUAUUAUGUAGAAGUGAGGUGGCACAAGGCCUGAACCCUGUAGGCCACAGUGCAGCACUGGCCUAUAUGAAACGUGUUUUUCCCUUGUUGGCACAGGAGGUUUUUGAUCUUGUCAUUUGGAGUGUACUACAAGAUCUGAUCUGCCUGAGACGAUAUUUUCUCACAGAAUAAAUGCUGUUUGAAACAA